AUGUUGAUAACUUCAUUAUAUGAUUAUGUUACCGUGGCUGUCGUAUAUAUAUUUGUAUUUCAAUCAUGGACAGAGGAAGGAAAUAAUGAGUACAUGGUAAUUUAUAACCUGAGAGAAACAAAUAUGAUGGAGUUUUUAAGUUCUUUGGAAGCAGGCACGACUAGCUUCAACUACAAUAUUCAGGAAUACGGUCAGAAACAACAUAUUUUGGGAAUUUCCGAGUGUGCCGAAGAUGUUCUGCUGAAUAGUACAGCAGUACAAUUUCUGACCAAGAAUCAAACAAAAAGAAACUAUUCUAGUUACCGUGAUUAUAUACUGGCGAAUAACGAUACAAGCAAAAGGUUUAAAAUUGUGAAUAUGCCAUUUAAAAAAUCAUUAUUUGAAAAAAUUAUGACUUCAACAAGUGAUAACAUUAAUACAUUUUCUUUAGAGGAAAUGCGAUGCAUAUUUCAGAAAGUGUUUUUUUGUUUGGAUCGUAACGAGGGCAUGGCAUAUAACAUAUGCAUGAAUUUGCAAGAUGAUCAACAAGCAUUAACUUCUUUGUUUGAUCCAAAUGAGGAACUAAGAUUUAUCGAGCCAUAUUAUUUAACCCAACUACAAAGAAAUCAAUGUAAUUCUCUCAUAGUUUUUGAAAAAUUUAAGGAAAUUGUAAACCAUACUACCGAAUUAUACCUGACAGAUGGUCCAACUUGUGUAGCUAAAGUUUAUGGCGAAAAGAAGAAGGCAAUAACCGUGGGAAAGUAUAUACCACUGAAGGAAUUCAACUUAGGAUUCUUAUUCGAGUGCCUAGAAGUGACAUCUAGUUAUCUGUUCGAUAAUGCGAGUGAAUUUUACGAAAAAUUUAGACAUGAUUAUCUUAACAAUAAGCUAAUCAUAUUUGUAAAUGAUCGAUGGCCAUUAACCAGUGUUUUGACCACGUUGACGGGUGAUAUGUUUGUAACACCAGCUUUGUCCUGGAUUGAAAGGCUAGAUUUAUGGGAAUCAGGUCGUAUAAAACGUCUCACUUAUCGAGUGAAACCUUACAAGUCAUAUUUGAGUAGUUGCACAGAAUCCGGUGUAGUUUCAACCAAUAAUAUCUUUUAUGCUAGCUUUUCAAUAGACUUUGUGAAGUCAGUGGCUCAGCCAAUAAAAAACACAGUAGUGUACCUGAGGAAUGUCUUGGACAUAGGUGUUUACAAGGUUAUGGAUGGUGUCGAUUCGCUGAGAUGUAAAGAAGUAGAAUUACAGAGCGAUUUUGUAUUCGAAAACGAUUUUAAGUCUGUCCACCUCUAUCUUUGUACGGUAAAAAAAGAAUCCGCUAUUAUAUUUCAAAAUAAGUGCCAAGAGUUGAAAUUAUGUCAGACAAUUGGACAGUUUUACUUGUCAGGAAUGGCCGGAUUUAACAGCAUUUAUUUGAAGAGCGACAAAUCGAAAUUGUUUUUUCGUAUAAAUUAUCCUAGAAGUCCUAACAGAUGCAAAUUAACCGAAGCACUAGUUAAAGGAACGGUUAAUGUUGAUCAAAGUAUUCAGGCAAUAACCUUCUACUAUGUUGAAGUUACCGAUAAUAUCAGUAUAAUUGUUGAAGAUAAGCGUAAAACCGUCGAUAUCAGCCAAACAAAGGGCAAUCUGAAAUUUUCAGGAUUUUUGAAUGUCAAAUUACAUUUCAAUUGGCAGACUAGUCUAAAAAUUAGACCAUACGGAAAUUCGUUCAGCAAAUUCUCGCUGAAAAAGUGCCAUAUCACCGAACAAAUCAAGCUAAUGGAUGAAUUUCGUUGGAUUAAGCUGUUGAUGGUAAAAGUUGACGAUCAUUCAGGCCUUAUCAUAAACAACAACUGCAGAAAAUUGACAAUAUCAGCAUGUGAAGGUAUUUUCGAUCUUUCAGGCCCGAAAUGCUUUGAUGAAAUCGAGAUUGAUUUUUCAAUAGCAUCAACAAGCAAAUUUACACUCAAAGGCCCAAUUAGAACAAAUAUUCUAGUUUUAUACGACAUACCGAAUAAUGCUGCUGAUAUCUCUGAUUUCUUUAACGAAUUUGAGACGAUAAAUCGCCUGGUGAUUGGUAGUUACAGAUUAGAUAACUCACAAUUGUUCAAUUUGGAGUAUCAUUUAACAAAUCGAUACAAAAUUUACGGAUCGCAGGAAAAUAUUGGUUGUGAAUCAACAAAUAAUUCUUUUGAACAACCCAUUAAAUCGACGAUAAAAACAGUCAGAGAAUCAAACCAGGCAGUAGAUGAGCUUUUGACCGCUAUCUUCGGCUCAUAUGCCAUAUCAAAAAUUAAGGAGUUGCAUUACCACGGAGUUCUUAUGAGCAACUGUAAUUGCAAAUAUCUGAAAAAUCUACACAACCUGCAGACACUUCAAGCCAGCUUAGAAACUGCAGGGAAAGAAUCGUUUAUUUAUCUGCCAGAAAGUCUUAAGCUGCUAAAUAUGAGCAAUUCGUCCGUAGCGAGUGAUGAUCAAGAUCAAAUUAUCGCCAGUUGUGUUUUGAAAAACUUUCCAAACCUGAAAGCAUUGGUAAUUGAUGGAGCAUUUUUCAGUGAUCCAUUUCACCUAUGUUUCUUGCCCCAUUCCAUCGAUGUAUUGGUAGUAUCGUACAGUGAAUUCAGGAAUGAGAGAAUUAGAACAGACGUACCGAAAAUUAAGCUGUCUAAGUUAUAUGUUUCGGCCUUACGGGAUAUGAUUGACAGUGGAACACAGAAUCCAAAUGAGCAGCUCCGUAAUUUCUUACAAAAAAUGUUUAAUUAUAUCGACCGCGAUUAUCUCCAAUCCCUAGUGUUCUUAAUGCACCAACGCCAAUAUCAACUUAAUUCUUCAACUCUUUGCGUUACACGUGUAUAUCACCAAGAAUUCGACGUUAAUAUGUGAACUGGCUAG
Messenger RNA from Vavraia culicis subsp. floridensis, 2850 nucleotides. RefSeq lists its product as uncharacterized. The transcript has a single exon. The record is from RefSeq and is a predicted model, not a curated record. Bases 1 to 2841 code for a protein of 946 amino acids. NCBI's taxonomy places the organism in Eukaryota, Fungi, Microsporidia, Pleistophoridae.